AUGGCAGAAGAGGAACGUGUAGUAGCUCUAUUCAAAGGAACCAUAGACAAUCAUGAUUUUGAUAACAAAACUCUGUGUGGUUUGGACAGUCUCGACCUUCUAUGGAAGCUCAUGUGUGCCUACAUAGUAUUGGGAUUUAUCGGGUUCUGCCUUAUUUUCUUCUGCUUGGACAGAAUUGGUGCCAAAGUGGAUCCAGAGAAGACGAGCCUGAGCAUUGUUUGCCAGCAUCUGACUCUCCUUGUCUCUCACAAGACUUUUCGGCUACUUAUCCCCUUAUUAAUAUUCAGUGGGCUUCAACAAGGUUUUAUAUUUGCCGAUUUUACAAAGUCAUACGUCACCUGUGCUCUGGGGAAGGAGUACAUAGGAUACUCGAUGAUCGUGAUGGGCGUGGCCAAUGUGGUGAGCUCCAUACUAGUAGCGCUGGUCGCUAAAAUGGUACCACGGGAGGUUGUAUUUGGUUUCGGUGGAGUCAUACAUAUGGCCAUUAUGAUUGGCUUCCUCAUCUGGAUUCCUAUGAACAAUUUAUUCAUUUAUUUCAUAUUAGCAGCAUCUUGGGGAUUUUGUGACGCAGUUUGGCAAACACAAUGCAACACCCUGAUAUGUGUCACGUGCCCGGAAGAUGCGGAUAUAGCAUUUGCUAAUUACCGACUGCUGCAGAGUUUUGGAUUGGCAUUUUCCUUCCUAAGUGGAACGUUUAUGUGCGUUGCCGGAAAGCUGUAUAUUCUCAUUAUAAUGCUGGUCGUGUCCGUGAUGUUUUACGUGCUAGCAGAGUACAAAGUACGGCAAGUGGACAAUGACGUUUUCGAGGAUCCGCCACAGAACUGACCAACAGCCUGCACUGACCACCGGCGGCAAUACUGACCAACUCACAACUGACCAACAGAAGUUUAGCCGACGUGGUGCACGUGCAUAGUUCUGUAUAUGUAUAUAGUAUAUAUGGUAUACAGAGUCGAGCAACAGCAGUAUAGCCAGUGUCAUAUCAUUGUGUACAUAUGGUAUACAUGUACAUAACUGACCAGCUGAUAUGCUAUUAUGUGUGUACGUGUAUAUUAUAUAAAGAACUGACCAACGGUCAACAGUUUAGCUGAUGUGCUAUUGUGUAUAUAAAUGGUAUAACAAGCUAUAAUGUAGGUUUAUUGUGUGAAUUACUGAACUUAUUAAAUGUGAAUAUUCUCUGUAUAAAUGUGAAUCUAUAGAUUAAAAAUGUGAACUUAUUUGUAUAAAUAUUAUGUGAAAACUCUUUAACCAACUCUCAGCGGGUGAAUAUGCAAUAUACCUUGUGUAUAAAUAUGAUGUUUGUUUUUUACAAUUCCAUUGUUUCCCGAUAACUUAUCCUUUUGAGUCACUAGAAGUAUUGGUAUCAUGUUGCUAGUACAGUUGUGUAAAUCUAUUACAAAACCUCCUGUUUUGUUUACAUACAUAUUUAUUUUCACAAGUUUUAAACAUGUAAGUUUGGUAUUCAAUAAA
Mizuhopecten yessoensis (Yesso scallop) is the source of this 1467-nucleotide messenger RNA. RefSeq names its product protein unc-93 homolog A-like. The coding region runs from base 1 to 825 and encodes 274 amino acids. NCBI's taxonomy places the organism in Eukaryota, Metazoa, Mollusca, Bivalvia, Pectinida, Pectinidae. The record is from RefSeq and is a predicted model, not a curated record. The transcript is spliced from 5 exons.